CUGGAACAGACACGGUUGACAGUGAAUGCAGCAGCGGGGGAGGAUAACAACAUCCUGACAGACAGCGAGGAGGACACCGAUACUUCACUCGAAAGCAGUCAGUUCAGAAGGCUGGUAUGGAUAAUAAGGCAUUGGAACCUGAUUCUGUGAGUAUCCCCAUGGAGGAGACCAUCCUGUGUAAUGGAGGCAGCCAGCCUUUAGCUCAGCCUCCUGUGCAGCAGGAGGCGUCCAUAUUGACCCACCUGAAGAAGGUUGAGAACCAGAUCACUGAUGCACAGCAUUUCUCCCACCUACCCAAACGCUCGGCUGUGGACCUAGAGUUCAUCAACGUCUCCUAUACCAUCCAGGAGGGACCAUGCUGGAGGAGGAGAGGUUUCAAAGCCUUGUUGAAGUGCCUGUCCGGAAAGUUCUGCAGUCGGGAGCUGAUAGGAAUCAUGGGGCCGUCAGGGGCCGGGAAGUCCACCUUAAUGAACAUUUUAGCUGGAUACAGGGAAACAGGGAUGAAGGGUCAGAUCCUGGUAAAUGGGAAACCCAGGGACCUGCGGAAAUUCAGGAAAAUGUCCUGCUACAUCAUGCAGGAAGACAUGCUGUUGCCACAUCUCACUGCCAGGGAGGCCAUGAUGGUUUCAGCCAACCUAAAGCUUGAUGAAGUUAUGGAUGUCAAAAAAGAGCUGGUGAAUGAGAUCCUGACUGCCUUAGGGCUCCUCGACUGCGCUCACACUCGUACCAGUUCGCUGUCUGGUGGUCAGUGUAAACGUCUGGCCAUUGCCCUGGAGCUGGUCAACAAUCCUCCAGUCAUGUUCUUUGAUGAGCCCACCAGUGGCUUAGACAGUGUGUCAUGCUACCAGGUGGUGUCCCUAAUGCGGUCCUUGGCCCUGGGUGGACGUACCAUCAUCUGCACUAUUCAUCAACCAAGUGCCAAACUGUUUGAGAUGUUUGACAAGCUUUACAUCCUCAGUCAGGGACAGUGUAUCUACAAAGGUACAGUCCCUUACCUCAUCCCCUAUCUGAAGACCCUGGGCUUGUACUGUCCUACCUACCACAACCCGGCAGACUUCAUCAUUGAAGUGGCAUCAGGGGAAUAUGGAGACCUGAACCCUGUGCUGUUUGAGGCAGUCCAAGGUGGGAUGUGUGCGUUAGAAGAGAAGAAGAAGUGCGACACCAACGGGCAAUCAGUCUGUACAUCAAAGUUCCCUGUGGAGACUGGCCACAUAGAGAGCCAUACGUUUGCCACAAGCACACUAACACAGUUCUGUAUCCUCUUCAAGAGAACCCUCAUAACUAUAUGUCGAGACCAGGUGUUAACCCACCUCAGACUGAUGUCUCACAUCUCCAUAGGUGUGUUAAUAGGUUUGCUCUAUCUGAACAUUGGCAAUGACGCCAGCAAAGUGUUUAACAACACCGGAUUUCUCUUCUUCUCUAUGCUCUUCCUCAUGUUUGGAGCACUCAUGCCGACCGUGUUAACCUUUCCUCUGGAGAUGUCUGUGUUCCUGAGGGAGCAUCUUAACUACUGGUACAGCCUGAAAGCAUACUACCUUGCCAAGACCGUGGCUGAUAUCCCAUUCCAGGUGAUCUGCCCCAUCAUGUACUGCAGUAUAGUGUACUGGAUGACAGAGCAGCCUCCUGAGGCCACCCGCUACCUACUCUUCAUAGCCCUGUCCACCUGCACCGCCCUGGUAGCCCAGUCCCUCGGCCUGCUGGUGGGCGCUGCCUCCUCCUCACUACAGGUAGCCACAUUUGUUGGACCGGUCACAGCCAUCCCAGUGCUUCUUUUCUCUGGAUUCUUUGUGAACUUUGACACAAUCCCCAAGUAUCUGCAGUGGAGCUCCUAUGUGUCUUACGUCAGAUACGGGUUUGAAGGGGUGAUCCUGUCCAUCUACGGGAUGAACCGCUCCGAGCUGGAGUGUCCGGGGCAAGUGUGUAAGUUCCAACAGCCUGAAGAGGUUCUGCAGCUGCUGGAUGUCGAAGACGCAAAGCUCUACGUAGAUUUUAUUGUCCUGGGCGUUUUUUUCAUCAUCCUCCGGCUGGCUACUUACCUCGUCCUCCGCUACAAGGUCAAGUCUGAGAGAUAGGUUUCAUUCAGCUCGUCUUCAGAGCAUCAGCUCUCCCCAAUGUCGCACCAGACCUGGACCCUUUACUGUGCACAGAAAACAUGUCAGGUUCAUUUCAUUUAAUUCAUUGCUGCUAAAAGGACUGAACGCAAAUUCCGAUUGUUCUGCUGCCAACAAAGCUGACAACGAAGCUUACAGUGCAGAGCAGAGAGGAACCAUCUCCUAAAUCAACUUGCACCUGUUUUACCUCAUCAAGACUUAAGUGCACAAAGCCACACCGGCAGUGAGCAGGCGACUCUGCAGACAAGACUGAGCCUCAUCCAACAGCGCAUACCGUACUUUGAUAAAACAGAAAUGUUUUUAUGCAGUAGCACACAUGAGAAUGGACAUGUUUGCUUAUUCCACACUGUACUGCCACUCUGUCAGUGUUGUAGUGUUUGGACUUUUGGUCCACAAAACUGCCCCUUUUGAGAAAUGCAAAUACAAACAGUGUUUACAUUACUCUUUAAGCCAAAAAAAAAAAAAAAUGCACUGGAAAAUAAGUGUAAUGAUUUGUGCCUGAAAGUGUGGAAAUGAAUGACCAUUUCUCGGUAGGAAUCAUGAGAUAAUGUCUGUAUGGUGGAUGAAAGCAGUUUAUAUAUAUAUAUAUAUAUAUAUAUAUAUAUAUAUAUAUAUAUAUAUAUAUAUAUAUAUAUAUUUGUGUUGUCAUGUGACUCAAAUCAUGUGACACUCCCCCAAACUUAACAAGAAAAUCAAAACAUUGUUUUCACUGUCUUUCUUUAUUUUUUUUUCAUUUAAAAAAAAAAAACCUUGAUAGUUGUAAAUUAAGCUUUCAUAUGAUUGCCUUCUGGUAUUUGGUAUUUUUUGUACUUCCAUGAUCUAAUCUAAAAUCUUUUAAAUCUUAGUUGCAAAUUGUAAAGCCUUAAUCAUUUACCCUCUGCUGUAUUAUCUUUAAUAUUCUAUGCAUAUGCAGUCAUAUUAAUGUAUUUAUACAAAAUAGAUAAGUACAUGUAUCGUUAUUGUUUUGUGUCCAGUGCCCCAAGGACACAACAUUCUCAUGCAGUCACAUUUGGUGCUAUCUGACAUUUCAUGUUUAGUUGGAAUUAUUAUUAUUAUUACGUUAUUGCCAUUUACAAAAUAUGAAGUAUCUGAAGAGUAACCAAAGAGAAUACAAUGUAACUGGAAUUAUGUGCAUAUUUUAUUUACGACUUCAUAGCCGUUUUUCUGUUUGUUUGGUGUUAUGACCACUUGUUUGUCAAUUACUGUAUUUCAUUCCGUGUUGAAACAGACUUACAGCUUGAACUGUACAUAAGGGCAUCGUACAGCUAUGUAAACAGACUCAUAUUCCAAUAAACACUGGUCUGACUACUUCAACCUUA
This is a messenger RNA of Mugil cephalus (flathead mullet), 3430 nucleotides long. Its product is annotated as ATP-binding cassette sub-family G member 4-like. Bases 117 to 2072 code for a protein of 651 amino acids. The record is from RefSeq and is a predicted model, not a curated record. The transcript is spliced from 15 exons. Gene Ontology annotation, molecular function: ATP binding; ABC-type transporter activity; ATP hydrolysis activity. Gene Ontology annotation, cellular component: plasma membrane. NCBI's taxonomy places the organism in Eukaryota, Metazoa, Chordata, Actinopteri, Mugiliformes, Mugilidae.